Verticillium alfalfae VaMs.102 is the source of this 1566-nucleotide messenger RNA. RefSeq lists its product with no specific name. Bases 1 to 1566 code for a protein of 521 amino acids. The transcript has 2 exons. The record is from RefSeq and is a predicted model, not a curated record. Lineage: Eukaryota; Fungi; Ascomycota; Sordariomycetes; Glomerellales; Plectosphaerellaceae.
AUGAGGCGACGCCCUGGGUUCUGGAUAGAACGUGCCUUGUGUGGACAAGCGCGAUGCCGAUGCCCGUGUCGCCGUCACGCAAGCACAUCCCGGCGGGUGUUCCGCGCGGCGCAGAAGAGUCUCGUCGUGCGGGAGAGCGCGAGCUUCCGCGCGUGCUGCGCCCAGGCGGCCGGGCCCUCUCAUGCGUUCCUGGGUAAGACUAGAUACGGUAGACGACCAGACGACCAAUCGUCGGAUAUUGACUUUACCGACGAGGAGAUGGACGGCCGAGGGAAGCUGCGUGCGCACAUCGAGCAGAGCCACAAGGGAGAGUACAUGGAUGACGGCGUCCUCUCGCGACUCUGGCCGCUCCAGGAAGUCAUCUUGUCCGACACGGUCCAGUUCGCCAAAUGCGAGCCUGUACCCGGCGACGACUUCAAGGGCCACAGCCCCUCGCGUCCCGCGCCGUCCAUGGACAAGGCCCUCACUCUCGUCGGCAGCCUCGGCAUCCUGGCGCAGACGUGGGACACGUACGCGCUCGACGACGACACCCCCAUGUGGCACAGGCUCGGCACGGGCAAGUGGUCCUUCUUCGACGCCUACUUCGGGCUCGGCGAGGCGGCGCGCGCCAGCAGCGGCAAGGUCUCGCCGGCGGUGCCGCGCGCGCGCGAUCUCGGGCUGCACCUCGUCAGCACGCGCCAGACGUCCAAGGGCCGCGACUUCAUCCUCGCCAUCAUGCCGCAGUACCAGUUCUACAAGGUGCCGACGACGGCGCGCAAGAUGACCUUUUCGGAACUCUUCCUCGACUGCUGCCGCCAGCUGCGCAGCCACGACGCCGGCAUCGCGCCGUUCCUCAUGGACUCGGAGAGCCCGCUCGACGGCGACGUCGGCACCCUGAGCUGCGGCGUGCCCGAGCCCGUCUGCCUCGGCGACCUCGCCAAGCUCUUCAACGGACCCGUGCAGCGCGCGCCGGAGCGCAGCGUCGUCGAGCUCCUGACCUUGCAGCCGCAGCCGGCGCCGACGUCGGUGGCGACAGGCGCUCGAGCUUCUGAGCGCGCCGAGCUGAUGCAUGAGAUUGCGCGACUGCAGGCGCAGGAGGACAGGGAGGAUUCGGACUCGGAGGACGGCCACGAUGGGGGCGUCAGCGAGACGUUGCAGAGGCGGCUCGUGUUGGAGGCGCUGCUGCGGACGCUCGGCUGGAUCGACUGGAACCAAGGGUCGCGGGCCAACGCAGAGGCCAUGACGGACCGGUCGGCCAUCAUCUUCAGGCUGAAGGAUGCGCCGUGGGAGAUGUCGGCCAUGCUCGUGGCCAUGGUGAGCUGCGGCAUGCCGCUGAGCGCGUACGAAUGGGCGAAGGAGCAUCUCGCCGUGGUGCAUGUGAAUGUGUUCCAGAGAUCCUUCAUGGCGCUGGCGCCGCAAAAGGUGAUGAAGCCCGACACCAUGUUCUUCAUGAGGCAGGUGGAUGACUAUGCCAUGGGACGUGAUGGGGCGAUGCCGAGGUUCACGUUGAUGGCGAUGGAUACCGACAGUGACAUUUACAUGAACCAGUGCAUGUUCCCUCCGGAUCUCGCCAUGUCAAAUGGAUGA